This is a messenger RNA of Coregonus sp. 'balchen', 14047 nucleotides long. NCBI's taxonomy places the organism in Eukaryota, Metazoa, Chordata, Actinopteri, Salmoniformes, Salmonidae. The record is from the annotation of a GenBank genome assembly.
AUUCACUCACCCCUCGCUGUCGGUGGAAGGCACAUCCUGCACUGUAAAGUUUUGGGCAAAAGUGCAAUUUUCUUUCUCAAGGUGCUACACACGAAACAAAACGGAUACUUCAAACUGUCUAUCGAAGCCCUGUGCGCAUUUCUGUCUACGGAUUUUACAUCGGAAUUUCUUGUAACUAUUUUAUUCUUUGGGGAGUUUGUCAUUAUAGGACUGUACAACUAUGGAGUUAUGCGCUGCGUGAGGAGUGGCAUUGAGGAGACACCAAAGCCAUGGUAAAAUGGGAUACAGUCAGUCUGGCUCUAAAUAAAAGUUACAAGAAAUUCUAAGGUGAGAUGUUUCACUUUUUCAUUUCGGUUCAGGUCAUACCAUGUUUGAUGUGGGUAAAGAUGCGUUCAUACAGUGUGCACUAAUUUCGCGCAAAGUCUAUCCAUUUUCUCUACUGUGAAGUAUUUUGUCAGAGAUCCCCUUUUCAUUUGUGUUUGGGUACUACUGAAAUAGGCCUAUAAUGAAUCUGUAACCCUCGACCAGCUCCAGUGAUAGGAACACUUUGUGGUGGAUGGAUGCGCAGCUGAAGAUGGACCGUCCCGCCACGUUCAUAUUGAUUCUGUCGGUGCUGAUGGUGCCAGUUACAAGUCUCCCCUGCCCGCGCCCGUGUACGUGCCCUCAGGCCACAGAGGUGCACUGCACGUUCCGUUCCCUGCUCACGGUGCCCGCCGGCAUACCCAGACAAGUGGAGCGCAUGAACCUGGGGUAAGCCUGGUGGAUUGGCUUUAUUCAAUGACCCGCAAUGAGACCAUAGGCCUAAAAAACAGGCAUCAUACACAAUAACUUAUACCUUUAGACCUACACUAUGUGUAAAAUGUGAAAUGAAUAAAAGUAUAAGAUUUGUAUUUAUGCAUGUGCAUUGUAGGUCAAUAAAAAUAAACAAUAAGCAAUCAAAUAUUCACUUUUCAUUAGAGGCCUUUAGAAUUGUUUACAGUUCAGUACUUAUUCAAAUGUGCUGAGCAUGUGACUGAAAUUAAUCUCUAUGCAACUCACAAGUAAAUAUGCAUAAUGCAAUAUGCCUACAGUGAAGUCUGAUCUAAUCUUAUUAUAUGCUUAUUGUAUACCCCAUGCUUUUUAAUGAGUCAUUUCACAUAUGAGCUUUAGCCAUAUCUUAAAAAGAACAGAAAGGCCCACCCACUUUAUAUAUUCCCAACUACCACCUUUAUUGACAACGUUUUGAUCCCAAGGUCUUAAGUUCCAUCAGGUUUUUCACAAUUUCUUCUUAUAUAGUCAGAAAUGAAGGCACUUUGCUCCACAAAGAACAAGUCAAGUAAGUUAAUAGUCAGUCAUGAAUUGCUUGUGUCGCUGUUGUUUCCUAUAGGUUUAACACCAUACACCGUGUGACUCAGACCUCUCUGGCUGGGCUGAGGAAGCUGGAGCUUCUGAUGAUGCAUGGGAAUGAUCUCCACAACAUUCCUAACGGGGCCUUUAGGGAUCUCAUGUCCUUACAGGUACAGUAAUAAACAGGAAAUGUUGAUUAGCAUGAAAUAUCACCUCAGUACCGUAUAAUAGGAUAUACAGUAUAGUACCACGCAAUUGUUCCAUUCCAUUAUUAUUUUCUACUCUAUUCUACUAUACUCUAUUCCAGAGUUUCCCAAACUCGGUCCUGCACCCUGGGGCCCCCCUGGGUGCACGUUUUGGUUUUUGCCCUAGCACUACACAGCUGAUUCAAAUAAUCAAAGCUUGAUGAUGAGUUGGUUUAUUUGAAUCAGCUGUGUAGUGCUAGGGCAAAAACCAAAACGUGCACCCACGGGGGGUCCCAGGACCAAGUUUGGGAAACCCUGCUCUAUUCUAUUAGAAUGAUAACUCACUCACCUCUGGUGUUCUUCCCCUCAGAUGCUGAAGAUUAGCUAUAACAAACUGAAGGAGAUCAACAGACACACUCUCCAUGGUCUGUGGUCUCUGACCAGACUACACCUGGACCACAACCGUCUGGAGUUCAUUCACCCAGACACCUUCCAGGGCCUCACCUCCCUACGCCUCGUACAGCUGGAGGGGAACAGACUGCAGCAGCUCCACCCCUCUACCUUUUCCACCUUCUCCAUGAUGGGACACUUCCACGUCUCCACCCUCAGGUGAAGCCUAGCAUGAUGAACUAACUACAGUACCCAUAAUUCUUUGGACAAUAUCUGGUUUUAUCUUAGUAUCGGGCACUUUCUCAAUUCAGCUUUCCUCUAUUCUUUGCGUCCUCUCUCCUUACCCGCCUUCUCAAAACCCAUUGGAGAAGAAGGUCAGAGGGGCGGGACCUUAUAUAUUCUCUAAUGCAGUUGAAAAUGAGGCAAGGAAAUAGGAUGUGAGGAUUCACGGAAAGAGGAAUUGAGAUGGAGCCAAGAUGUUCCUGAAGCUAAUGUUAUAAUGUCCCUCCUGUCUCCUUAUCGAUAAAUCAGGCACCUGUACCUGUCAGAGAACAGGCUGACCUCACUGCCCCAGAAGCUGCUGGGAGGAAUGCCCCAGCUGGAGAACCUCUUCCUGCAUGGGAACCCCUGGACAUGUGACUGCAGGAUGAAGUGGUUCCCCGACUGGGACAAAAACUCACCAGGUUAUGUAUUUUAUUUACUAGCUACUCAGUGAAUGUACGUAUUCAUCAGUGAUGACAGAUACAAUUGGAUCAAUGCUCGAAGCAUAAUGCAGCUGUCAUUUUAUACAUUUGUGCCUUGAAAAUGUAUGUCCAAAACUCGGAAUAAUGAUGUUAAUGUUCCUUCUCGUGUUCCUUUCUUCAUAGGUGUGCUGAAGUGUAAAAAGGACAGGGCCUACCCAGGAGGUCAGCUCUGCCCUGUGUGUUCCUCCCCAAAGAAUUCACGAAUGAAAGACGUCUUGGGCCUGGACAACCUGGUCUGCUCCAGCCCCGUUAUCACCUCCCCUGAUCGACCUACGACCCCAGAGGACACAGAGACAGAGGUCAUGACCCUGGAGGAGUUCAAGGGGCCGUUUGGCAACAUUACCCUAGGCCUGACGGACGAGCAUGGGAACAAAGUGGAUCUGGAGUGCAGCGUCGGGGAGCCCCGCAGGGAGUCGUCUAAGGUCAGCUGGGAGCAGGUCAACCCUCUGCGGCUGGCCUCUAAUGUGAGUGUCUCCGUGGAUCUGGAGUGUCCCAUCAACAGGGACAAUUAUGAGAGACUCUGGAGGCUGAUCGCCUACUAUAGCGACACGGCCGCUCACCUGCAGAGAGAGAUCAUGCUGUCUAAGGAGCCAGUGUCCAGCUACAGGUAGGCUGGAUUAAGAAACCGCUUUGUAACUGAUCAUUAUGGGCCAAAUUCUAACUUCUACUUGAGUAACAUUUUGCUUAGUCAUGCAUUGACAUCAAUGCAAGUGAACAUUUGUGGAAGCUAGGAUUUGCCCCUAUGUGAUUAUUAUGUGAUUUAAUAUGUUCAUUUCAGAGUGGUCCUCAAUACAGAGCAGGGGUGUCAAACUAAUUUUCCCCCACGGGCCGCAUUCGGUCUUCACCGAGGUCUGGAGGGCCGCACUUAACAUGUAUUAUAUUUCCUCGCCAUCAAAAUGUGCAAAAAAUAGUCUUCACUCUAUUUUUCAAUGCUCCCUGACUGUCUAGCUUUCGUUUCCAUGACAGUUAGCUAGCUGGACAGAGUAACGUGACUGUAAGUGUAGGUCCAUUAUCAUUUCUACACAGUCUCGAUUUGGUUUUAGUAAUUUCAAUGUUGAUUGAGCGUUUUUUCCACAAAAAUAAAAAUGUUAAUAAUAAUCAAACCACCCCGGAUUGAAUGGGCCUUGAGUUCAACACAUGAUAUAGAGCAUCUAAUUUCAUAUUAUUAUGUUAUGUUUUGUUAUGUUAUCUUAUGUUAUGUGUUAUAUCUUUCUAAUAAACUCAAACUUCUUGACCUCCAGAUACAGGCAGGACCUGGAGAGAGACGCGCUGUACUAUACAGGCGUCAAGGCUGACAUGGUAGCUCAACCAUCCUGGCUGAUGCAGAGCUCUGUGGACCUGCAGCUGAACAGGCCCCAGUCCACUGGGAAGAGCGUCAAGCUGAUCCUCAGCACCCGCCUCACACAGACCGUGGACCUCGAGCUGGAGCGCAGACACCGCAGGACAUGGGUCAUGAUAGAGAACACAAACACUACCAGGACGGUGCUGAGUGUUGUAGUGGGCAGUCCUGCUGUAAUGGACUGUAACGUGUUGAGCUCAGGAGACACGGUGGUUCGCUGGAUGCUGCCAGACGGGAACCAGCUGGAGGCACCGUACAGCAGCCCAGACAAUAGGGUGUCAGUGUCGAACACCGGUAGGUUGGAUAUUAAAGCUGUAGGACACUCAGACUCAGGGAUAUAUUACUGUAUCGCCCAGGUCUCUGAUGACCUCAGUGUCCUCCCUUUCCGCCUGGCGGUCGAGGAGUCCUCCAGUCCUCCCCCUCUUGGAGGGGAUGAGACGGCGCCUACCCCCGUAGAGGGGUUCACCGGUGUCCCUCUCACCCUGAACUGUGUCGUGUCUGGCUCUCCUGACCCUGAGAUUAACUGGAUCCUUCCUGACAGCAACAUAGUGAGUCACAGAGCCAACUCUUCUAGAGCUCUGGUGUAUUCCAACGGAACUCUGAGAGUCUCAGAGAGUCGACUGACAGACAGUGGAUAUUAUAAGUGUGUGGCGAUGAACCAGCAUGGUGUAUAUUCCCUGGCUACUAAGGUGACUCUCACCAGACAGUUAGGAGCAGAGAUACGACCACUGAGGAGAAUGAGGCCACAGUCUGCUUCAGGGGUCAACACCAGGGUCAAAGCCCCCAUGGAGGACACUGAGGAGGCAUCAGGGGACGAUGAGGACACACAGGAGGAAGUUCCCUCCUCGUCUUCCUCGUCUUCCUCCUCCUCCUCAUCCCCGAGCCGUGUGGAGCUCAUGAAUCGGCGGAGAGGUCAAAGUUCAAACAGGGGUGGUGGACAUCCAUUUAGAAACACAUGGAGACGACCUGCUGUACCUAGAAAACCAACCACGGCAGGGACAGAUUAUAAAGACAAGAAAAACACAGUGGAGACGAGAAGGAGGAUUAACGUGGCAAACAAAAAUAUAGACCCAGAGAAGUGGGCGGACAUUUUGGCCAAAAUCCGUGACAAGAACGGACAGGGUAACACUAACAUAACACCCAGCUCAACUCACCUCACCACAAAGAAGAAGCAGGAGUCAACGACAACAGCCAAAGCUAAGCAGACAGAGUCUCCGGACAACAUAGAGGGAUCAACAGUAGACCUACAUGAGGAAGAGGAGGAGGAGCUAAACACACCCACUACUAUACCGCAUACACCCACUCGACACACUACUUACACCACAGACUCAGACGCCGAUACAGCCACAAAUCGUGCACAUUUCACGCAGCCGGUCACAGAGCCUGUCACAUCUGUUCCCCAGCAGCUCAGUAACACUGUCACACACACAGAGACGCAAGGCAGGCACACAGUCGCACACACACACUCCCAGACCCUGGGCCAGCUGCAUAUGAACGUCUGGACCAGUUCUUCAUACGACGAUUCUUUACAAGGAGAAAAUCAAAGCACCACCACCACCGCUAUGACUACAGAUGGUGAUACGGUUACAAAGUCUGAUAUCUCACCCACGUCUGAGUAUAAUCAGGGGGCGGAAGACGCUAACGAACCCAGUGUUGUUAACAGCUAUAAUGAAGGAGGUGAAGCAUAUUUAGACAGAGCUGAACUUGACCCAUCAAUCACCACCACCACAGUUAGAGGGGACUCUGAAUCGGAAACAGAGAGAGAUGAAUUUGAUCACUCUUUCACUGAGACUGAGAGCACAACAGCUAAACUAGACACACAUACUCAGCUAAAGCAGCAUACAACGUCUAAUAUAACCCAUCUUCCACUCACCACACCCUCUCCCACAACCGAGCUCACUUCAGCUGUGAAUAUGAGGAAGGAAACUCCAGGUGAGGUGUAUACUCGACUCAGAAACCAGAACUCCAGGAGGAGGAAUGGGGGUGGGGGCAGGAGAAGACGGCCCAAUACAGGUAGAAAGAAGCCAAAGCCUGAGAAUCCAUUGAGAAGUGAUUUUACAUCUACAGCCAUACCUAAGUACACCCUCCCAACAACUACCAAGGCAACCACUGCCACAUGGACUAAAAUAGAAACAUCCGACAAGUCCAAAAGCAUGACGGCCAGGUUUAAUACCGCAGUUCCAUCGACGGGAAGCCAAGCAACGUCAUCAGGCAGAGUGAGUCACCAAGAGAACACAGGAGUCUCUUUAUACGACGACAGGAUUGACCCUUCAGUGAAACCUACAACACGCUCCAAGACAAAGGACACCCUUUCACCACACGCCAAACCACUGUCCAGGAGCACAACUGCCCCAACGGCGUCUCCUACAACCUCUAUAACAGAAACAUAUAAACAAACAUCCCAGAACAGCCAUCACAUAACAGCCCCAGCCCCAGAAGGAGCCUCUCAGACUCCAAACACUCAGAGCCCAGUCCCAGAGCGCUCGAAUGUGCCCACAGCAGCCAGUCAGGGGAAAUUUACAAGCAUCCCCAUUCCUGCAGUUCCUGCAGAGACAACACAAAGGGGAGGCAGCGUUACUGUAGACCUUCGCCCUGUUCCAAGUCCUGACAAGUCCCCGGAGAAUCCCGACACUCGACCGGGAGUGCUACCAGAUGGACAGCUCAACACACCAGACUAUCGAGAUACAACUGGUACUACUGAGGUUAAAAAGGUGCCGGUCAAAGAGAUUGACAGCGUGUCUCCAUCUAUCCGCCAUGAAAUAACCAGAGCACACGGCACAACACACGCCCCGGGUACCUCAACAAAAGAGUCCUUUCAUGAGGAGGCAGGACAUGAGAGGGCUCGGGUUAGCACCACUGAAAGGCUGGUGACAUCUGAAAGCUCUUAUCACGGAUCUGGUCCCGCUAAAACAGUCACUGUUAAGCCCGGAACAAUCUUUGAUGGGCGCUAUAACAUCAGAGAAAGCACUUCCACCACAGGCAAAGACCGAACACCAGUGGAAAAUGUUGCAGUUUCUGUUGCUGCUAAUACAACAAAGGAUGUUACUCCAACUAUGACACCUGUCACCUCCACAUCAGUUAGGACAUCCGUAGUAUUCCCCUCUAGGGUGAGGCCUCAGAUCCCUGUACUAAACACUCCAUCCACUAGGGUCAGGACCCAACCUUCAUCCAGAACAGUGGAGGCUCCCUCCAACUCCAACCACAUCCCAGACAGUCACAGAGAGAGAGUCCUCAUCUCUCAACCCGACCAGAGGAACAACCCUAUCCUCAACAGAGGAGACUCCAUCCUAAUCACCAGAUCUGACCCCAACAGACCACCACCCGACUCCCACACCACUACUAAACUAGAGUCAACUGACAUCAAGCCUGAUCCAGUCACCGGUGUUAAACCAACCACCACAGAACCCAAAACACCCCACAGGACAGUCACAAACACAAACACCCAGACGGUUAAACAGACGACCACUACAACCACUCUCGCUCCCACCACCACAAAGCGCAUUUCUCAGACUUCAUCAGUGUCUUCAUCGAGGCCUCAGAGUCCGUCCAGGGGGGGCCAGAGGACAGAGACCCCCACCCAGACACAAGGGGUAUCAGGUGGGGUGUCGGGAGGGGGUCAGAGACCCUCCGUAGCAGGGCCUGAUGUAAGAGGGAAGCCCCAGAUCACCAAUGUGGAUGUGCAGACAGUGACAGUGAAUGCAGAGAUGGAUGCACAGCUACCCUGUGUGGCUGUAGGGGAGCCCAAACCCUUCCUCUCCUGGACUAGAGUCUCCACUGGUAUGUAUAACAGUACUUCCUUUUCUGUUCUCCUCUCAUCAUAGAAGAUCCUCCUUCACCCUCUGUUACAAAAUCAUACAACUGUAUGUAAGCCUGUUAAUGUAAGAAAAAAGGAGAACCCUAUUUGUAACGAUAUAAGCUAUGCUCCAUUCCUAUGUGUUUCAACAGACAACAUGUCUUUAACCGUAUAUUAUUUUCAUUCAUGCAGGAGCCACAGUAGCCCAGAACACUCGGGUCCAGAGGUUCGAGGUGCAUCUCAACGGCACGUUUAUCAUCCGUAACACCCAGCCCCAGGACCGAGGCCAGUACCUCUGUAUGGUCCAGAACCAGUACGGCGUGGACAAGAUGGUGGUCACCCUGAUGGUUCUGGCCCAGCAUCCCAGAGUGCUCCAGCCGCGCUUCCGCGAUGCCACCGUGUACCACGGAGACGGCAUCGAUCUGGAGUGCCAGGUACAGGGACACCCCAUGCCGCGGGUCACCUGGGUGCUGCCUGACAGGGUCCACCUCGCUGCCCCCCCUUCCCAGGGCCCUUCCAACCCAGCCAGUGGCCCCCAGCCCGGCCCUCAGUCUGGCCCCAAGCGCGUGACCCUCCUCAGUAACGGUACUCUCCGAAUAACCCAGGCUAGCUACAUAGACAGAGGGAUCUAUAAAUGUAUCGGCAGCAGCGCGGCGGGGGCCGAUACAGUUUCUGUCCGUCUCCAUGUGGCAGCCUUGCCUCCAGUCAUCCAACAACCUCGCUAUGAGAACAUGUCCCUCCCCGAGGGCAGCACAGCCUACAUCCACUGCACCGCCAAAGGAGCCCCUACGCCCAUCAUCCGCUGGUCCACGCCCGACGGAGUCCAGCUUCUCGCCACACAGUUUGUCAACGGACGUAAUUUCUUUGUCUUCCCCAACGGGACCCUGUACGUCCGUGGGCUAGGCCAAGACGACGCGGGGAGAUAUGAGUGUGUGGCCAGUAAUGCGGUAGGAGCCUCCAGGAGAACCAGUAUUCUGACAGUACUGAGGCUCCCAUCCUCCACCAAGGCCAGGAUUACCUCCUCGUCUCCCCAGAGGACUGACGUGGUCUAUGGGGGGCUGUUGAGGCUCGACUGCAUCGCCACAGGAAAGCCAGAGCCCAGGAUCGUCUGGAGGACUCCCUCUAAGAAACUAGUGGAUUCCCAGUACAGGUAUGCAUUUCUGGCAUCUUUUUCACUCACUGUCUAAUAUGCCCUUCAGACCGUUGUCUGUAUGUACAGUGCCUUCAGAAAGUAUUCAUACCUUUGACUUUUUCCACAUUUUGUUGUGUUACAGCCUGAAUUUAAAAUUGAUUAAAUUGAGAUUUUGUGUCACUGGCCUACACACAAUACCCCAUUAUCUCAAAGUGGAAUUAUGUUUUUAGAAAUCUUUACAAAUUGAUUAAAAAUGAAACGCUGAAGUAUUCAACCCCUUUGUUAUGGCAAGCCUAAAUAAGUUCAGGAGUAAAAAUGUGCUUAACAAGUCACAUAUGUUCCAUGGACUGUGUGCAAUAAUAGUGUUUAACAUGAUUUUUGAAUGACUACCUCAUCUUUGUACCCCACAAAUAUAAUUAUCUGUAAGGUCCCUCAGUCGAGCAAUGAAUUUCAAACACGGAUUCAAUCACAAAGACCAGGGAGGUUAUCCAAUGCCUCGCAAAGAAAGGCAUCUAUUGGUAGAUGGGUAAACAUUUAAAAGCAGACAUUGAAUAUCCCUUUGAGCAUGGUGAAGUUAUUAAUUAUACUUUGGAUGUUGUAUCAAUACACCCAUUCACUACAAAGAUACAGGCAUCCUUCCUGCCAGAGAGGAAGGAAACCGCUCAGGGAUUUCACCACGAGGCCAAUGGUGACUUUAAAACAGUUACAGAGUUUAAUGGCUGUGAUAGGAGAAAACUGAGGAUGGAUCAACAACAUUGUAGUUACUCCACAAUAGUAACCUAAAUGACAGAGUGAAAAGAAGGAAGCCUGUAUAGAAUUAAAAUAUUCCAAAACAUGCAUUCUGUUUGCAAUAAGGCACUAAAGUAAAACUAAAAAAUGUGGCAAAGAAAUUAACUUUUGUCCUGGAUACAAAGCGUUGUGUUUGUGGGCAAAUCCAACACAACACAUCACUGAGUACCACUCUUCAUAUUGUCAAGCAGACUGGAUUUUUUAGGUGGCUGCAUCAUGUUAUGGGUAUGCUUGUCAUUGGCAAGGGAGUUUUUUUGGAUAAAAAGAAACAGAAUAGAGAUAAGCACAGGCAAAAUCCUAAAGGAAAACCUGGUUCAGUCUGCUUUCCAACAGACACUGGGAGUCAAGUUCACCUUUCAGUAGGACAAUAACCUAAAACACAAGGCCAAAUAUACACUGGAGUUGCUUACCAAGACAACAUUGAAUGUUCCUGAGUGACUUAGUUACAGUUUUGACUUAAAUCGGCUUGAACAUCUAUGGCAAGACUUGAAAAUGUCUGUCUAGCAAUGAUCAACAACCAACUUGACAGACUUUUUAAAAUAAUAAUGUGCAAAUAUUGUAUAAUCCAGGUGUGCAAAACUCUUAGAGACUUACCCAGAAAGACUCACAGCUGUAAUCGCUGCCAAAGGUGAUUCUAACAUGUAUUGACUCAAAGGUGUGAAUAGAUAUUUCUGUAUUUCAUUUUCAAUAUAUUAUCAAACAUUUCUAAAAACCUAUUUUCACUUUGUCAUUAUGGUGUAUCGUGUGUAGAUGAGUGAGAAAAAUAUAUAUUUAAUCCAUUUUGAAUUCAGGCUGUAACACAACAAAAUGUGGAAUAAGUCAAGGGGUAUGAAUACUUUCUGAAGGCACUGUAUAUCAACUAUCAUCAUAAGAUGCUAUCAUGAAUGAGAAGGUUUACUGUGAAAUCAUACAGGCACAUUUUCUUUUCCCUAAAGGUUAGCUGAAAAACCAUAAAAGAAAGACCUAAGAUGGUUCCUAUUCACAAACAAUAACAACUUGUUUUUGUUGGGGGGGGGGUUUUCAGCUUCGACCCCAGGAUAAAGGUGUUCACCAACGGUUCUCUGGCCAUCCAGGCCAUGACAGAGAAAGACGAUGGGGACUACCUGUGUGUGGCCCGAAACAAGAUGGGGGACGACUACAUGCUACUGAGGGUUAACGUGCUGACCAAGCCGGCCAAGAUUGAGCAGAAGCAGCUGCUGGCCAGUCAGAAGGUCUGUCUUUUGUCUUAGUUUUCUUUAUGUAAAUAAUGGGAGCGUCCCAAAUGGCACCCUAUUCCCUGUAUAGUGCACUACUUUUGACCAGAGCCCUAUGGGCCUUUGUCAAAAAUAGUGCACUAUAUAGGGGUUAGGGUGCCAUAUGGGGCACAACCGUGGUGUUUUUAAUGUGAUGUUUUAAUGUGUUAUGUCAUGCAUAUUUUUCGGUUGAUUUUCUGUCUAAUAUAAUAAUAAUAAUAAUAAAAAAUUAAUUGUAAAGUGGUUGUCCCACUGGCUAUCAUAAGGUGAAUGCACCAAUUUGUAAGUCGCUCUGGAUAAGAGCGUCUGCUAAAUGACGUAAAUGUAAAUGUAAUGUACGAUUGGAUAAAUAAUACAUCUUUUUGAAUUGGCAUUUGAAGGUGAUGUAUGGAGGAGACCUGAAGGUGGAUUGUGUAGCAUCUGGCCUCCCCAACCCUGAGAUCCGCUGGGCUCUGCCGGACGGCACCAUGAUCAACACACUCAAACAGACGGAUAGUAGGGUUAGAGGUGGGCGCAUCCGCAGGUACAUGGUGUUUGUUGAAUCACAUCAACUUUACACAUACCGUAAUAUGUUAUUGAAUCACAUUAACUGCACAGUCGAUAAGAAUAACAACACUAUUUUCAAACAGUCACCCAACCCCUCCCACCCCCCAGAUAUGUGGUGUUCGACAACGGGACGCUAUACGCCAACGACGUGGGGAUGAGAGAGGAAGGAGACUAUACCUGCUACGCUGAGAACCAGAUAGGGAAGGAUGAGAUGAAGGUUCACGUCAAGGUCGUGGCGGACCCUCCGAUCAUCAGAGACAAAACUCAAAGCCCUGAAGUCAUCAGGGUUCUCUAUGGGGAGACCGUGUCACUGAAGUGCACCUCCAAGGGAGAGCCGACCCCAGUCAUCACAUGGCUCUCCCCUACUAACCGGGCCAUUGCCUCCUCCUCCGAUAAGUACCAGGUCCAUAAUGAUGGUACAUUAGUGGUCCAGAAGGCUCAACGCUUUGAUGCUGGUAACUACACCUGCACAUCUAGAAACAGUGCCGGCCAGGACCACAAAGUCACCAGGGUGGACGUCCUUGUGACGCCGCCAACCAUAAACGGACUGAGAGGUAUGGUCAACACUAGAGUGACGGCUAUAAGGGACCAGCGCACCAUGCUGGCCUGCGAGGCCGUGGGGACACCCAUCCCCCGGGUGACGUGGGUAUUACCAGAGAACAUCAUCCUCCCGGCGCCGUACUACGGCAGCAGAAUGACGGUGCAUCGUAAUGGUACAUUGGAUAUACGUUCGCUGAAGGGGACCGACUCGGCUCAGCUGACCUGCAUUGCACGCAAUGAGGGUGGGGAGGCCAGGCUGAUGGUCCAACUGGAGGUUAGAGAGAUGGUAGAGAGGCCGCAGCUCAGAGGACCCAAAACAGAGAGCCUCUCUCUAACGGUGGGCGGUACCAUGACCCUGAACUGCUCCUUUGAAGGAGGCCCAGCACCCCCAACGGUAACAUGGAUCCUCCCUAAUGGUUCCCCCCUCAUGAGCGGUGCCCAGUUGUCCAAGUUCUUCCACCGACCUGACGGCUCCUUAGUCAUCACUAACCCCUCUGUCUCUGAGAGUGGUAUGUACCGCUGCCUGGUGAGGAAUGUAGCUGGGUUAGUGGAACGUACCAUUACUCUAGCCCCGGAGAGGAAACCAGAGAUCAAUAACCACUACAACUCCCCCAUCAGUAUUAUGAAUGGGGAGAGCCUCCAACUCCACUGUCUCUCCACGGGGGACCCCCUCCGGCUGACUUGGACCCUGCCCAGUGGGGUGGUCCUGGGGCGGCCACAGAGAGCCGGUCGCUACGCUGUCCUGGCCAAUGGAACGCUCGCCAUCCAGCAGGCGUCCGUCUACGACCGCGGCUCCUACGUCUGCCGAGCGGCCAACGAGUACGGCAGCGCCCUGCUCUCCGUGCCUGUCAUCAUCAUCGCGUACCUGCCUCGCAUCACCAACGGCCCUCCUCCCGUGAUGUACGCUCGCCGCGGCGUGGCGGUCCAGCUGAACUGUGUUGCCACAGGGAUCCCCCGAGCUGAGAUUGCCUGGGAGACGCCGGACAGGACGCGGCUAGUGGUCAGCGCCCAGCCACGCCUCUUUGGCAACAAGUACCUCCACCCACAAGGCUCUCUCAUCAUCCAGAACCCCACACAGAGAGACCAGGGCUUCUACAAAUGCACCGCCAGGAACGUAAUAGGGGUUGAUACUAAAGUAACCUAUCUACAUGUGGUCUGAUUAGCCUUAGACAAAUAGGAUUUUCAUCAUAUGCCCAAGAAACUGCCAAAGGAGCUGAGCACAGCCAAUGCUUUUCAUCCAUUCACAUGAUGUUGGAGAGACUUUUAAUCACUGUCAAUGCAAGUAAAGAUACAUUUUCGAAUCGGUAGCUAAACAACCGUGCUACUGUGUAUGCAGUAUCUGUUCUGUAUGUGUCCUGUGCCGUCAUUCAAGCCCAUGUUUCAGCUGCAUUUCAAAAACCAUUUUGUGACAAAGCCAUUUUUCACUCAUCAAAAAACACUUUGGUAUGAAGGACUUUAAUGGAGAGCAAAAACUGUAGUACUAUUAUUUGUAGCAUUUAUACAGACUGUAUAUGAGAGCAUAUUACUUUUCAUGUAGGUUGCUUCUCUUUUCCAUCUCCUGCGCUGACAAUGACAAUUUAUGUCAAACUGUGUAGAUAAGCAUAGCUAAAUAUCUUUUUAUGUUCGAUCGAUGAAAAUAUUCUAAAUUAUAUGCUGUUGAUACAGAAAAUAUCCAACAUUGCUGAGAUGAGGACGAUUUCAGGGGCCUAAGCAACAAUGGUUGGUGUAACAAUUAUGAAUAACCAUCCAUAUCAUCUUACAACCAUCCAUAUCAUCUUACUAUCUUAAUCAAAAGUAUUUUUAAGGACUUGUAACCCUGCUAUUUACAGGAGCGACUCACACAUUACCGUAACUGUGAUUAUUGUACAUGCAAUAUGGUUUAGAUCUGCUUGCAACCCUCAUAAGUGUCAACAUCAGCUCAUCAAAUAAUACUAAUAUGUUUUAACAUGUCCUCAUUAUUAAAUUAUUUGUCUUUAAAAGACUGAUGUAUAGGAAUUGUACAAAUUUUGAAUAAAGAGAAGCUCAAAAUCCA